AGUCCUGGAGAGGAGACGCAGCACCACAGAAACAUCCUCUGUCCAACACCUCCACCAGGAGCAGCUCUGGGUCUAGAUCAGUUUAAUGUUUUAAUGUGGAGGAAGAGGAGCAGCAGGAAUCUAGCUUUAUGGAGUUUUUAUGCUGUCUGGAGAUUCUUUUAUUGUGAAAUGUUCGGAGCUGUUGGGUGAAGAAGUGUGAGGCAGGUUUGUGAAGAUGCAAAAUGUCUCCAGAAGUUUAGAAAAAACGUCUUUUUAUGGAAUUCCUCUGAAGAAUGUCUGAGAAGGAGACACAGGAAGUGUUUUUAUUUACUACAAGGCAGACAUUUUUGGAGUUUUCAUGCAAAAAUUUGACACUUUAGGGAUUUUAUUGUGAAAUUCUGAUGUUUUGGGUUUUUAUUGUGACUGUGAGGCGAUUUUCUUGUGAAAGACUAACCUUUUGGGAGAUUUUAUUGUGAAGGUCUAAUCUUUUAGGGAUUUUACUUUGAAAGUCUGAUCUUUUCAUUUUUUAUUGGGAAAUUCUUAUGUUUUCGGGAAUUUUAUUGUGAAAGUCUGACCUUUUAGGGAUUUUAUUGGGAAAUUUCUUUGUGAAAGACUGACAUUUUGCGGAUUUUAUUUUGAAAGUCUGACCUGUUUGGGUUUUAAUUUUGAAAGUUUGAUGUUUUGGGGGAUUUUAUUGUUAAAGUCUGACAUUUUGGAGGUUUUAUUGUGAAAUUAUGACGUUUGGGAUUGUUUUAUUGUGAAACUUUGACCUUUUGCGGAUUAUUAUUGUAAGAAACUGACAUUUUGGGGGACUUUAUUGUGAAAGUUUUAUUGUAAAAUUCUGAUGCUUUAGGGAUUUUAUUGUGAAUUUUUUUGUCAAAGUCUGACAUCUCGAAGAAUUUUAUUGUGAAGGCCUAAUCUUUUGGGGAUUUCAUUUUGAAAGUUUGAUCUUUUAUGGAUUAUAAUUGUGAAAACUCCCCUUUUAGGGGGAUUUUACUUUGAAAGUCUUUUAGGGAUUUUAUUGGGAGAUUCUGACGUUUUGAGGGAUUUUAUUGUGAAGGUCUGACCUUUGGAGUAGUUUUAUUGUGAAAUUCUGAUAUUUUGGGGUUUCUUUUAUUGUCAACAUAUUGGGAUUUUAUUGUGAAAGUCUGACCUUUUGGGGUUUUUUUUAAAUUGAGAAAUUCUAAUGUUUUUGGGCAUUUUAAUUGUGAAAGUGUAAAAAUUUGAGUGUGAAAAUCUGAUCUUUUAGGGACUAUUGUUGUGAAAAACUGACCUUUUGGGGGAUUUUAUUGUGAAAUUUUGUUGUGAAAGACUGACAUUGAGGGAUUUUAUUGUGAAAGUCUGGCAUUUUGGAUGUUUUAUUGUGAAAAUUUUGCCUUCUGGGGAUUUUAUCACAUUUCUUUUAUUUUGAAGUGAAAAAAAGCGUCUCUUACUCUGAAUGACAGAACGACUAAAGGCUCUCCAACCAUUUAGUGAGGACUUUUUUUUGAGCGACCAGCGAUGAUUAAACGUUGUUUGGACUUUCAUUGUGAAGGGAAAGAUAAUGAAAACAUGAAGGGUUAGAAAUCUUCUGGGGUUUUAUUGUGAAAGAUGAACAUACAAAGGAGGAAGUAGCAGACCAUCUGACAGCCAAUCAGCUCUUAGGACAGGAUGAUUUCAUACGUGGAGUGUCUGAGCGGUGAGGGGGCGGGGCCUGGCGUGGCGUCUCGCUGCUGGAACUCGAGUCCCGACGACGAGCGCGACGAGCUCCUCCCACGUAAGAUGGCCGCCCUGCAGCUGAAGACGGAGGGCAGCCUGCGGCGGCGCCUCCUCAGCGCCAAGAUCCACCAGCACCACCAGGCCAUCUGGGGCGACAGGAAGCCCCUCCCACCACACCUGCAGUCCAAAAGCCCCUGGUACCGUCCCCAGCAUCUACCCCCACGCCCCCACGUCCACCCGUCCUUCGCCCCUGAGGCUCAUGGGAAACUGUUCCUGGCCCCUGAGGCUCAUGGGAAGCUGCCACCGCCACCGCACCUCCAGCUGCAGCGCCCCUCCUGCCCCGUCCUCGGCCAGCGGCGCCGGACCAGCUCCUGCCCCCCGAUGCCAGAGCCCCGCCCCGGGUACGCCCUACCUGUCCCGUCCCCGCUCAGCGUCCCGCCGGGCUUCAGGGAGCCAGAAGUACCGCCGCAGUACCGCUACCGGCCCAGCAGGAGGCGCCGCACCGGAUUCCUCUGGUUCAAGCAGCGACAGGGACGGAGCUCCAGACAGGAGGCCCAGCAGACCACGCCCCUUCUGCUGAGAGGAGACGGCGACAGCAGGUGGUCCGUUCACUACACUACCCAGAAGCCCCGGCAGGGUCUACGCUUCAUCCCCGGGAAGAAACAAUCAGGAAUCGCCGAUGACCUGCGAGCGUGUCCUGGAUCGGCUCGGCCCCGCCCACAGAGCCCCGGCCUCGACCAAUCAGAGGGCAGCUCGCGGCGGCGCUGGCGGGACAAAGGCAGGAAGAUGAGGUCCAGGGUCUUGGACUUUCUCUCUCAGUCUUGUUUUUCAGUUUGUUUCAAGUUUUCAGUUUGGAGGAGGAAGUCGUCAACAUCCUCAGACGAAGACGAGAGGUUCAUCUUGAACAACACGCGACCUCUGACCCCGCUGGUCCUGAACCCCGUCCAGCUCACCUCCUGCUGGGACGUCUUCGCGCCGGCCUACGAGCCAACGGUGGGCGUGGAGAUGGAGCCACCGCCUCGACUGCCAACGCCGGAGGAGAGGAUGAGGCAGCAGGCGAAGGCGGUCGCUGCUGAUGUCGUCCCCAUCAACGUAACGGGUGAGAGUUUUGAUCGUCAGGCCAGUUUUCGAAGGACGCUUUCCAAUGCUGACUCGCUAACCAGACGACCCCGUAACCUCAACCGCCGUAAGACGGUUACUGGAAUACCGAAUGAUGUCAGCCCCAAGCCUUCGGUCUCUAAGGUUCUUCCUGGUCAGUUUUCCACCGUGGGUCGACCUGCCUCCGCCUCCUGCAGCUCCCCCAACCAAUCACAGGACAUGGAGUUGGAGGAGAAUGGAGGAAUCAGGAAGGACGGACAGUCGAGGAGGAUCCGAGCCCCUCGAGGAGAAGGGAUGUCCAGCCUCAUGGCCUCCCUUACUUCCUCCCCCCGUGUCAAAGGCCACUCCUCAGAGUUCCACAGCCUCCCCCGUCUGGCAGCCAACUCCUCUCUUAACUCUGAGGCCAGCUGCACCAGCGCCUCCUACAGGACACUCAGCGCCUCCUCGUCCUGCUACCAGUCACAAGAUCUCCAGGGUUUCCCCAGUGACCUCCAGCCCCUGCUGCCAUUUGACUCCACGGCCAGAGUUGUGCCGCAGUCUCCUUUCCCUUCCUCGUCCAUCCAUGGUUCACCCCCAACAUCAGAGUGGUCUUACCCCAGAGAUAAGCCCCUGAAUGAGGGUCCUUCGUCCACCCACUACCUCUUCUGCUCCUCCAUCACUGAUUCAGAGUCUCAGUUUAGCUACCAGGCUCUGGAUGACCAGACCCCGACCCACCAGAUCGCUCAGCAUUUCUACGAUUGUGACUCUUACAGCGGGGAGACAUGGAGCUACCAGCCCCUGUCCCCCAGCUCCAGUGUCCACAGCGGCACCACCCAGGACACAAGAUGUGUUUCUGAGGAUGGUUGGAACUGCAACCCCCUGCUCUCCUCCGGUCGCUCCACCCCCUCUUGCACUGACAGCAACUCAUUGUUCUCUGAGAAGAUGACCUCCUCUCUCUCGCUAAACCGAGAGAAAACGAGGUCCAGCGCUUCUUCCUCCACCUCCUAUUAUCGCACUGCAACCCGCAGCAUUUCCCUCCGCAAGUCCAAGCGCCCACCUCCUCCGCCGCUACGCUCAGACUCUCUGAGACGACGAUCCGGUCGGACCAAACCCUCCCGCUAUUCCACCAGUCCCCGCCUGGAGCACACCACCAAGUGCAAGUCAUCUCCCCAGACCUACCACGAUCCCUGGGUGCCCCGGAUCAAAAGACGCCAGAGUGGGCUGAACUGUGGGACCGUCACAACCUUUGAACCUCUAAGCCCAGACUGCCAGGCGUCUGCUGAGUCUCCUACUCCUAAUCACCAACCAACCACCCCCGAUCACCCUCCUGUCCACACCCCAGCAUCUCCAGGUUCAGGACAGGAAGGCCUCAGACUUACUCUCAACCCCCAGCCUGCUGGCUCCUCUGUGGCAGGGCUCCAGCACCUCGCUUCGCCCUCCAGUGGUUACUCCAGCCAGUCCAACACCCCAACUCCUGGCACUCCACUGUCUUCCCCCCUCACCCCUUCCUCCCCUCUCACAGCCAGUCCUGGAGCCUUUUCCCUCCCCCCACCCUCCCCUUUCUCCACUUCAUCCUCCUUCCCCCUUUCACCCGUCACCUCCUCCCUGCCCAGGACAAGGUCUCGGGCCGAUGGGAAGCUGAAGCCUCCGGUGCCAGAGAGGAAGUCAUCACUCCUGUCCUCCCUGUCAUCCUCCUUUUCAUCCACCUCCUCCCUCUCAUCCUGCACCUCCUUAGAAUCUUCAGCCAAACUUCCUCUCCUGCCUCCUCCUCCUCCUCCUCCUCUGCCAGAAUCUUCCUUGCCUUUGUCUCCUGCUCCUCCUCUUCUCACCAAACUCUCUGUAGCUCCUCCUCCACUUUCAUCUCCUCCUCCUCCACCUCCUCCUCCUCUACCUCCUUUCUCCCGACCUCCUCCUCCCCCCUACUCCUUUGCUGUGAGACACAGCAGCUACCCUCCUCCCCCAGCUUCUCCACCUCCUCCACCGUCUUUAGAACUCCCAGACAUGCCGAUCGCUGAUCUUCCUCCUCCACCGCCACCUCCUCCUCUUCCUCCUCUCUCCAUGCCCUCUGCCUUUCCCCUCCCCUCUCCAACUAAUUGUGCUAAAGUGGCCACGUCCCCAUGCCCUCUGGUCACCGCCAAAGCUCUGCAGGGCAUCAAGCUUCGCUCUGUGAAGAACCCGGAUGCCCCGCUGGCCAAUGCUGCAUCUCCUAAUGGUGCAGUCCAAAUCCAUGCUGACAUGUCAUCAGCUAAUGCUAACCAUGCUAAUACUGACCAGGACCAACCAUCUGCUAUGUCUGAUAAAGUAAAUCUUGAUUGCCUUGCCAACACCGACGUGGAACUAGCUGGACCGGGAUCACAACAUGCUAUCUGUGAUGUACCUCACAAUGAAGCUAACAUAGCUUGUGCGUUAAUGAGUAAUGCUAGCCCUAAAGACCCAGUCGAUGCUGAAGCAAAGCAACCUGGACUCAAAUCAAAUCACAAUGAUUACAGACAAGCAGAAGUUGAGAUGGUGACACCCGACAGUGAGUCAGUUUAUUCUCAUCUUCAGAACUUAAAAGGCAUUAUUUCUAGCCCAGCUAACCAGAGAAGCUCUGGGCCUCAGACAAGCAAUGAUGAAACUCCUCAAAACAUCCAGUCUGAUGAACGGGGGAGGGAAGACUCAGACAUGUAUGCUACACUUGUAAGCAAUCAAGUCGUCAGUUCUGAGAGUCCUUGGGUAAAAAUAUCUUAUGACGAAAAUCACAUUGACACAAUUAUCCAACAUGCACCUUCACAACAGCAGGUUAAAGAUACAAUGCUGACAGAUGCUAAGCUAACAGAGCAUGUAGAGACAUAUAGAGCAAGCAAAACAGUACUAUCAGUAGAGAAAAAUGACAAGAGUAAAUCACGAAUGCAGAGUCUUAGUGCUGCUGAUUUGGCCUAUGCUGAUAUGAAAACCAUUAACAGUAACUUCAGGACAAGUAGCCCAAAGAAGCUCCGCUCUCCAGAGAAGCCAGUUCCACCAAAGAAGCCUGAUCUUUGUAUCCUGGGUGUCAUGGCUUCCCCCAAGACCAGGCGAGGACAAGAUGGAGGGAAGAGCAGGGAAAAAAUUUCAGCUCUUUCUUUGGAGCUCCCUGCGGAUUCACUGGACAAUUGUUUGCACACACACGUGACCCACAGUGCACCUCCACCAAAGCACUUGACGUGCACCGCUGACAACUCGGUGACACCUGCACAUUUGAUGAACGCAGCAACUGCAGACAUUGCCACACUGUCACCUGCCAGCUCCCCUCCACGGCAGAAACCACCAAUUUUGCACAGGAAGCCAGAUCUCUUAUUGACCUCACCCCAAACAACUGAACCUCUCUUUGCAUCUAAGAAUAAAAAAAGGGAUUUCAAAGGAACCUCCAGGACCAGUGGUAUUUCACAGACUCAGAGCACCAUAGGGACCAGUAGCACUUUAGAAAUUGUGGGCACCUCUGGGUCCAUGGGCACCUCUGGGAUCAUGGGCACCACUGGGUCAAUGGGCACCACUGGGUCCAUGGGCACCACGGGGUCCAUGGGGACCUCUGGGAUCAUGGGCACAUCUGGGUACAUGGGCACCUCGGGGUCCAUGGGCAUCAUGGGGUACAUGGGCACCACUGGGUUCAUGGGCCCCUCAGGGACCAUGGGAACUUCUGGGACCAUGAGUACCUCGGGAAUGAUAGGCACACUGGGAAUCACUGGUACUUUGGGGAUGAUGAGCACCUCGGAAAUCAUGGGUACUGCAGGGGCCAGAAACACUGAGACCAGUAGCACCUUAGAAACCAUCUAUGGAACCCAUGACCCAUCAGGGAUUGUGGGUCAUGGUACCUACAGCACCUUGGGGAGCUCAGGGUUCCAUGCAGCUGCUUACAUCUGGACAGGGGGCUCCCAAACUGGGGUAACGAGGAUCACCAAGACAAGACUUUAUCAGGGUGAUGAGAAAACAUUUCAAAGGAGGAUGAUGAGGUCAUCACUGGCUGAAGAUGAAGAGGAAGAUGAGAAGGAAAGGGCAUUAGAGAGAGGGAUGAAGGCAAUGAUGAUGAUGACGACAUCAUCUACAAAGAUAAAAGACAAAGCAAGGAAGAGGAGGAAGCGGAGGCCAGGCAGGCAACUGCUGAUGAUGUCAUCGACAAUGGCACCCUCCCCCUCAUCGUCAUCAUCAUCAUCGUCGUCGUCCUCUUCAUCCUCGUCUGGAGAUGAGCGAGAUGUGACAAAAGACAGGAUAAUGCAAGUGACUCAGAAGAAAGCAAUGAAAGUGUGCGAUCAAGAGACGAGUGACUCCGAAAGCUCCUGCGCUCUGAUUGGUCAGAGCAGGUACUCGCUCAGCAGCGCACUGUCCACUGACAGCCUGCGGGGGGAGCUGUCACUUCCAGACCUCCUGAUCCAGGAACCAGACGAGGAAGAGGAGGAGCGAAGAAACGAAGGAACCCAGAGGAGAGGGAAGCAGACGGAGGCCAGUGGAUCUUUAGAUGCCGAACUGUUCGUCAAUGUGUCGGCAGAUCAGAUGUUCGUCCCCGGUCAGCCCCGAACCACGGAGGAUCUAUUCGCUGUCAUCCACAGGUCUAAGAGGAAGAUGUUUGGUCGAAGGGAUUCGAAAGACGUCAGGAACCGCUCAUUGUCCUCCUCUUCGUCCUCUCCGGUGACCCCUACCGACCCCCUGCCUCGCCCGACUCGACCUGCAGCCCUCCGAGGCCAAAGGUGUCCGAGAAGUGAAAGCUUUAAGGCUCUCCUGCUGAGGAAGGGGAGUCGGACUGACGCAUCGUCUCGGGUGUCGGCGGUCGAGCAGCUCCGUAAAGUUGCACCUUCGCCCACCGCUGAGCUCCAGACGAAGCCUCCAGACCCUAUCCAGCCCUUCAUCCUGCCGCCCAAGUCUCCGAGUGUUCAGGACUUCUCUGCGAUGUUCGACAAUGACCUGACUCACCUCCUCCUCACCUCCUCGUCCUCGCCCUUCUACUUCCUCACCUCCCCCUCCCCUGUGCGACCUCGCUCCCUCACCCCUCCCUGCUCGGCCAGCCGACGCUUCGCCGCCCGCCGACGCCUCUUCGCCACCCCCAUGACGGCCAUCUCUGAAGGGGACGGCGAGGAGGAGGAGGUUUUCAGAGACACCGGAGAAUCGAACCUGAGAUUGGUUGAGAUUUCAUGAUGGACUGGGAGAAAAAUCUUACCUGAAUGUAUUUAAAACGGACUGACUCACACCUGAAUCGUUGAACUGAAUGCACCGAAGCACAUCUCGUCAAGCAGCUGGAAAAAGACGUGAACGGUGAACUGAUUUAACAUCCAGACUGGAUGCGUACUGCCGAUAUCUGUCAUUUAACUGGUCAAGAAGAACAUUUGAGGUCUGCACAGCGUUUUCUACCCAUCCACGUUCCAAGCCUCACAUGAUCAUCACAACUAGUUAUAAUGACGUCUGAGAUCUGACUGGUCAUCGUGUAAUUAGUCAAAACGACACUGUUGAUAUCCGUAGCUUUAAUUCAAGGCUGUAUUCUAUGCGUCUGCUAAGUGGUAUCUGCGACUAUAAAUGCUAAGUUACAGAGAUCUCUAACUGGGACUUGGACCGUUCAGAGUUACGUUUGAGAUAUCUGGAAUAAAAACUCUUAGUCAUGGUGUAAUUAGUCAAUAGACUGUAACUUUAGUCCUGGGAAGUUAAACUCAUCUAAAAUGCCUGACAAGUGACAUCAGGACUGAACUAUAAGUGUCUGAUAAGUGGUGUCUACAACUAUUAUCCAAAACUAAACUGAAAAGAUCUUGAACUGUGGUUCUUAUGGGUUAAAAUGAUGUUGUUGAUGUCAAACUCAACUAUAAACUGUUAAAACUCCACUGACAAGUGGUGUCUCCAACUUUCAUUGGAAGAAAUGUAAAACUAAACUAAAAAGAUCUUAAACUGUGGUUCUUAUGAGUCAAAAAGAUGUUACUGAUAUCUGUAACUUUAAUUCAAGGCUGCAUUCUAAGUGUCUGCUAAGUGGUAUUUGCGAUUAUCAGUUACAGAGAUCUCUAACUGGGAUUUGAACUGUUCGGAGUUACGUUUGACAUAUCUGGAAUAAAAACUAUUAGUCAUGGUGUAAUUAGUAAAUAUGACGCUGUUGACGUCUGUAAUUUUAAUCCUAGGAAGUUAAACUCAUCUGCAACAUCUAACGAGGGAUGUCAGGACUGAACUAUAAGUGUCUGAUAAGUGGCUUCAACAACUUUCAUUGGAACAAAUCCCAAACUAAACUAAAAAGAUCUUGAGCUGUGGUUCUUAUGGGUCAAAACAAUGAUGUUGUUGUCAAACUCAACUAUAAACUGUUAAAACGGCUCGCCACAACUGUUUUUCUACUUCUUCCUCAUGGUUUCUGUCUAAUGGUUGAGGAACUAAUUUGUUUUUAAUCCCAAAAAGCACCAUUUAAACACCAAACUAAUUAAAUUUGAAUUGUGUUCUCCUGUCAGAAGAUCUUGUAGUUCAUUAAGACACUACAUUAUUUUAGUUUUGACCAGAAAUUGAUGUAUUUUUAAUCUCAUGAGGGGCUUGUUUUUUUCUUGGGAUCCCAUUUUAGAAUGUAAUAACAUAAAGAAACACAGCAGUUAUAUGUUAAAGAUCCCCCAAACAGUUCCUCUGAGGAUCAUUUUAACGAGCAAUAAUUAAAGAUUGAAUGUGAUUUAAUAUCUAUAGCCUAUAGAGACGCUUUGAGUGUUGGUGAAAUGCUCACUUCUGAGUCAUUAUAUGGGGUUUAGGAUUCUACUUCCUGUUUAAAUCCUGCUGAACUCAUUCCACUCAUGUUUUAUUUUGACUUUAACCAUAUAAAAGUCAGAUUUUUCUAAUUGUCACCAGCUACACUGCCUGUAGUUGGUCCUAAGCUGUAAAUACUCCUAAUACAUCCUUCUCUCUCAUGUUUGUUCUUCUUUCUACGGCGUUUUUUCUGUAGCGUUUCAGACGUUUUCUUCUCUGUAUGAAUGUGAGAGGCUCUGCUCUACUGUAUUAACCCUAAUAUGAAUAAAUGUAAGUGGAAAAAGGAAACUGCAGAGGAAAGAAAAGGAAGCGACCAAUCAGAGCGAAACAAGAAAUAGUCUGAAUGGAAUGGAAAUGUUAUUUGUAAAAAAAUUAAAGCGAAACGUGAAAAUGAAAGCAAUAAAGGACAAAAGAAGA
Messenger RNA from Amphiprion ocellaris (clown anemonefish), 9876 nucleotides. RefSeq names its product NHS-like 1a (gene nhsl1a). Bases 1630 to 7899 code for a protein of 2089 amino acids. NCBI's taxonomy places the organism in Eukaryota, Metazoa, Chordata, Actinopteri, Pomacentridae. The record is from RefSeq and is a predicted model, not a curated record. Gene Ontology annotation, biological process: cell differentiation. The transcript is spliced from 9 exons.